AUGGGCUUAUGUAAGUGUGAACGGAGACGGGUAACUAACCUGUUUUGUUUCGAGCACCGGGUCAAUGUGUGUGAGUUUUGUUUGGUGGCAAAUCACCACAAGUGCAUUGUUAAAUCCUAUCUUCGAUGGAUAAAAGACAGUGAUUUUAACCCAUCAUGUAGCAUUUGUCACGAGCCUUUCGAAGCGGAUCCUCCCAAAAAAUGUAUUCGUUUGGUGUGUCUUGAUGUUUUCCACUGGAAUUGUCUCAAUAAUUAUGUGAUGAACUUGCCACCAACAACAACUCCAGCAGGCUUUUUGUGCCCGUUGUGUGGCCAACCAAUCAUUCCUCAGGCUAAUCAUGGCGGUCCUGUCGCAGAAGCGCUCAGAUCAUGUUUAAGCGAAGUUGAUUGGGCCAAAGAAAGUUUGAACGAAAUAAGGCCUUUUUUCCAUCUGGAAGGUCAUCCGAAGUCCACGUCAACACCUAGCAUGAACAUUUGUACUUCAAAUCCAACAGAUGGAAAGCUUUUCAAUUCAUGUCUAGAUGUAGCUGCAAGACAAUUCUUGAAAGGACAUGACGUUACAGAUAUAUUGGAGAGUCCUCAGAAGACAACAGGAUUCCAGAUAGACAAUUCUAAGGACACUAAUAUGUAUACUGAUAUUUCCCAGCUACAUUAUCAACGAAGAGAUCAGCCAUCGUUAAACUCCCAGAAGCUGUUCAUGCCUGAAAAUGAUGAUAAUGAUAAGUAUAAACGACAUCUAACAUUGGCAUGGUUCAGACGUUUCCUCCGGAGGCAUUCAUCACACUUUAAACGUUUAUCGGUUAUUCGACGAAAUCGUCUUAUUCUAUUAAUUAUGGGUUGUAUAUUAUGUAUCUUCCUACUGGGUUUUUAUGGUUCUCAACCGAAGGACAUCACUGGUGAUCCAUUAUUAGAUCCUCAUAUGAAUCCAAAUAUUCAUUUUAAUCUGAAACCUAUAGUUUCAGUAAAAGAAGUCUUAAAUAAUAAUCUUAAUAAAGAUGGAGAUAGACGUGUUAUUGAUGGGUUGAAAGAAGCCUAA
Molecule: messenger RNA, 1035 nt
Organism: Schistosoma intercalatum
Lineage: Eukaryota; Metazoa; Platyhelminthes; Trematoda; Strigeidida; Schistosomatidae
Source: the annotation of a GenBank genome assembly